Messenger RNA from Sparassis crispa, 1536 nucleotides. RefSeq names its product Serine--tRNA ligase, mitochondrial. The record is from RefSeq and is a predicted model, not a curated record. Lineage: Eukaryota; Fungi; Basidiomycota; Agaricomycetes; Polyporales; Sparassidaceae. Gene Ontology annotation, molecular function: tRNA binding; serine-tRNA ligase activity; ATP binding. Gene Ontology annotation, cellular component: mitochondrion. Bases 1 to 1536 code for a protein of 511 amino acids. Gene Ontology annotation, biological process: mitochondrial seryl-tRNA aminoacylation. The transcript has 3 exons.
AUGCCUCGACUCCCUACAGUUCUUUGUCAACUUGCUGCGAGGCGAUUCUGCGUCAGAGUUCGCGCCUUCGCUUCCAAGGCAGACCCGCAAAUAACAACCGAGCUGCCCAAAGCUCGUCUGGAUUACCGACACAUAUCCGAGAAUGCCGUCUACAAGUCACACAAUGCGUUCAAUCGCAAGUCGUUACUCCCUGUUGGAGCCUUACAAACUAUAGCCCGACUCUACGGGGAGCAGAGACAGCUGGGGUCGCAGCUGGGCAAAAAAAAACAUGUCCGCAAUGCGAUUGGCGAGCGUGUACGUACCAGUUCACACGACCCUCAGCUAAAGCAGGCCGUGCUCGAUGAGGCGAAGUCUUUGAAGGCGGAGAUCGCAGAGAUCGAAGACAAGUUGUCGGAAGUCGAAGACGAGCUGUACCGGCUUGCCUUGGCUAUUCCUAACGAUACUCACCCAGAAUCACCAAUCGGCCCAGAGUCUGCAGCUGCGGUUCUGUCGGUAUAUGGCCCGGAUCCACUGCCUGCUUCUCCUUCCAGAGACCACGUCGCUAUCUGCCGUGCCCUUGAUCUCAUCGACCUUGAGGCAGCUGCUACUGUGACAGGUUGGUCGUGGUACUACCUCAAGAACGAAGGGGCGCUUUUGGAGAUCGCAUUGAUCAAUUACGCUCUCAGUCUUGCCAUGAAGCACGGGUUUACUCCCGUUACCACGCCAGACGCGGUGCGCGCCGACAUCGCAUACCGCUGCGGAUUCCAGCCGCGUGACCCAGACAUCAACCCGCCCGUCUCGCAAAUGUAUCAUAUCACCAACAGCCUCGUCGCCCCGUCUGCCGCUGGAGAAGUCACGCAGCCUCGUCCAGGCCUCGUACUUGCAGGCACAGCAGAGAUACCCCUCGCUGGCAUGUUCGCCAACAAAAUUCUUUCUCCGCGAGAGUUACCUAUCAAGGUUGUCGGUCUUGGUCAUGCAUUCCGUGCAGAGGCUGGUGCUCGUGGGGCCGACACAAGAGGGCUCUACCGCGUCCAUCAAUUCACAAAGUUGGAACUGUUCGCGGUCACAGAGGCAAGUGAGAGUGACGACAUGAUGGAGGUUAUGAAGCGCCUUCAAACUGAGAUAUGCAAGAAUUUAGGUUUCCCGUACAGAGUUCUCGACAUGCCCACCGAAGAACUCGGUGCUAGUGCGUACCGGAAGUACGACAUUGAAGCCUGGAUGCCUGGCCGUGGCAGCUGGGGAGAGAUAUCUUCCACAUCAAAUUGUACCGACUACCAGGCCCGCCGUCUGCACAUCCGCCAUCGGAAACCCGUUCCAGCGGGCAAUCCAGCUGUAGCACAGUCCACCGACUCUCCCACACCUUCAGAUACUGCUGGAUUACCGUUCGCUCAUACGCUAAACGGUACAGCCGCUGCCGUUCCCCGACUUAUCGUCGCGUUGGUGGAGAAUGGGGCACGGUUUAACGAAUCCGGAACUGCAAUUGGAAUCGACCUGCCACGUUGUCUGCAGCCGUUCUGGGUGGUAGGAAGCCAGAGGGACAUCAUACGAUGGGUUUGA